AUGGAUUUGGUAUUGGAUUUUUGUGAUCAAUACUUUCUAACACCGUAUAUCUACCCUAGCCAUUGGUCUGAAGAUUGGAUUGUUCGUCAAGCAAUCUCGCUAUACCUUAUCACCACCAUUGGCGGUGGCCUUUUGUAUUAUCUCACCGCCACCUUGAAUUACUGGAUGGUCUUCGAUCAUGAUCUUGAAAAGCAUCCUCAUUUCUUGAAAGAUCAAGUGCGCUUAGAGAUUAAAACUUCACUGGAAGCGAUACCGAUCAUGUCGUUUUUAACAGUAGUCGCUUUCUUAUUGGAAGUACGCGGUUAUUCACAAUUGUAUGACGAUAUCAAUUUGUAUGGAGGAAUUGGUUUUGCAAUCUUUAGCAUGGUAUCCUUUCUCUUAUUUACUGAUAUGGGCAUUUAUUGGAUUCAUCGUUUCUUGCAUACACGUUAUGUUUAUAAGUAUAUCCAUAAACCACAUCAUAAAUGGAAGAUUGCCUCGCCAUUUGCUAGCCAUGCUUUCCAUCCGAUCGAUGGUUUCAUGCAAAGUUUACCCUAUCACAUUUAUCCCUUUCUUUUCCCUUUGCAUAAGUUGACCUACUUAGGUCUCUUUGUUUUCGUCAAUAUUUGGACCGUCUCUAUCCACGAUGGCCAUUGUCGUGUACCGGCAUUACUUCGAUCGGUCGUCAAUGGCUCUGCCCAUCAUACUGAUCAUCACGUUUACUUUGAUUAUAAUUAUGGUCAAUUUUUCACCUUGUGGGAUAAACUUGGUAAAUCUUAUCGCCAUCCUAGUUCAUUCGAUGGCAAGGCUCCACUAGAUGAAGUGAAGCGCCUACUGGACAAACGCGAUAAAUCCCAGUAA
Messenger RNA from Trichoplax adhaerens, 840 nucleotides. RefSeq lists its product as uncharacterized. The record is from RefSeq and is a predicted model, not a curated record. Gene Ontology annotation, molecular function: iron ion binding; oxidoreductase activity. Lineage: Eukaryota; Metazoa; Placozoa; Uniplacotomia; Trichoplacea; Trichoplacidae. The coding region runs from base 1 to 840 and encodes 279 amino acids. The transcript has a single exon.